This is a messenger RNA of Gastrolobium bilobum, 2241 nucleotides long. RefSeq lists its product as uncharacterized. Bases 1 to 2241 code for a protein of 746 amino acids. The record is from RefSeq and is a predicted model, not a curated record. The transcript has 3 exons. NCBI's taxonomy places the organism in Eukaryota, Viridiplantae, Streptophyta, Magnoliopsida, Fabales, Fabaceae. Gene Ontology annotation, molecular function: protein dimerization activity; DNA binding.
AUGGCUUCAAGUGGUGCCGCCGCCGCCGGUGUUAGUAGUUCAGCUAGUGUUGUGUCUGCACCUAUUACUAGGAAACAAAAGGCUAAAAAUGCUCCUGGAAAUCGGAGUGAUAUAGGGUGGAAAUAUGGCAUGCCAUUAAAUGAAUUGGGAACAAAAAUCCAAUGCAAAUAUUGUCCAAAGAAAGUAAGUGGAGGAGUUUAUCGAUUUAAGCAUCAUUUAGCUGGUACCAAAAAGGAUGUUGAAGCUUGUCCAUCGGUGCCCGAUGAAGUAAAGAAAGAGAUGUUUGAAAAUGUAGCAUCACUCCAAGAGAGAUUUUUGAAGAAAUCAAUGAUAGUUGAAAGUGAUGAUGAGGAGGAGGGUCAAUGUGAAAAAAGAACAAAAACAAAGGAAGUGGAAGUGGGUUCUACAAAUUUUUUCAAGAAAAGGGGAAAGGGAAGUGUUCAAUCCACUAUCAACAAUAUGUUCAAGAAAAAUUUGAAACUUGAUGUUGAUGAUGAUGUUGCUGAUUUUUUUUAUGCCAAUGCUAUACCAUUCAAUGUGAUAAAAAGUGAUGAGUUCCGUAAGAUGUGUGACUCAAUUGGAAGAUAUGGUGUGGGUUAUGAUCCAUCAUCUUAUCAUGACAUUAGAGUGAAGCUUUUGAAUAAAAAAUAUGCAUUGACCAAGGAGCUGAUAGAAGAGCAUAAACAUCAUUGGGAAAAGGUGGGAUGCAGUAUAAUGACGGAUGGGUGGACAAAUCAAAGAAGGAGAACUAUCAUAAAUUUUUUAGUGAACAACACGAUGGGAACUGUUUUUAUUAAGUCUAUUGAUGCUUCUCACAUGUCCAAAACUGCUGAAAAUCUUUUUCAAAUGAUUGAUGAUGUUAUUGAAGAGGUUGGAGAAGAUAAUGUUGUGCAAAUUGUGACUGACAAUGCAGCCAAUUACAAACGCGCUGGAGAGCUAUUAAUGCAGAAAAGAAAGAGGCUGUUUUGGACUCCUUGUGCAGCACAUACCAUUGAGUUGAUGUUAGAAGAUUUUGAGAAGCAUAUAGCGGUUCACCGUGAAACAAUUCCAAAGGGCAAAAAGAUUACAACAUACAUAUAUGGAAGGACUUUUCUCAUUUCUCUCUUAAAAAAGGCCACCAAAGGAAAAGUUUUGAUAAGACCGGGCGCCACUCGUUUUGCUACAUCGUAUUUAACUUUGGGGUGCCUCUAUGAGAAUAGUAGUGCUGUAAAGAGGGUUUUCCUCUCAGAUGAAUGGAAGGCUAGCAAAUACUCAAAGUCAAAUGAGGGAAAACUUAUUGCAAGUUUGGUUGAUGAUAGUCUCUUUUGGAAAAAUGUUUUAUUUUGUAUAAAGGGUGCUUAUCUGUUGUUCAAAGUGUUGAGGUUGGUUGAUUCUGAGGAGCCAGCUAUAGGAUUUCUUUAUGGAGAAAUAGGGAAAGCUAAAGAGGAAAUUAAAAACGUCUUCAAAGGUGUUGAGAAUAGUUAUAUGCCUUUAUGGAAUAUUAUUGACGCAAGGUGGGACAAGCAUCUUAGUGGACCAUUGCAUUGUGCUAGAUACUACCUAAACCCACAAAUUCAUUAUGGUCCUAAUUUUAAAUCAACACUUCAAUUGAAAAGAGGAUUAUAUGAUGCUUUGGAUAAGGUUUUGGGGAUUGAGAAUGGACUUAUAUUGAUGGAUUCUCAACUAGAAGAUUUUAAGUGUAGGAAAAACUUUAUGGGUUGCAAGGCAGCCAAGAUUUCAGUGUACAAUAAAAGUCCAACACAAUGGUGGGAUUCUUAUGGAGAUGAAAAUCCGGAGCUUCAAAGAGCGGCUAUUCGUAUAUUAGGCUUAACAUGUAGCUCUUCUGCAUGCGAGGGUAAUUGGAGUGCCUUUGAAAGGGUUCACACAAAGAGAAGAAACCGACUGACCACGAAAAAAUUGAAUGAUGUUAUUUUUGUGAUGGUUAAUAGAAAAUUGGCCAAGAAGAAAAAUAAUAGAAAACCUCUUAUCCAUGAUCUUGAGGAUCUUCCAUCGGAUGAAGAUUGGGUUGUUGAAGAUGAAAAUGAAACUAACAUGGAAGGAGACUUGGGUUUGGAUGAAGAACAAGAGGAAAACUUGGAUUUAGAAACUCAAAUUGAAGAAAACAUGGUGGGAAUCCAAAGUGGAGAAAACAUGGUUGUAAACUUGGAAGUAGAAGAAAUGGUUGAAGAACAAGUACAAGUUGCCGUGGGAGAUGACGACGACGAUGCUAACUUUGAAAAUUUGAUGAACUUUGUACUCUAA